This is a messenger RNA of Eremothecium sinecaudum, 2916 nucleotides long. RefSeq names its product Vac7p (gene VAC7). The transcript has a single exon. Gene Ontology annotation, biological process: vacuole inheritance; positive regulation of phosphatidylinositol biosynthetic process; protein localization to vacuolar membrane. Lineage: Eukaryota; Fungi; Ascomycota; Saccharomycetes; Saccharomycetales; Saccharomycetaceae. The coding region runs from base 1 to 2916 and encodes 971 amino acids. The record is from RefSeq and is a predicted model, not a curated record. Gene Ontology annotation, cellular component: fungal-type vacuole membrane; PAS complex.
AUGGCAUUAGUGGACGAGAGUAAGAUUACUGUUGAGACGGAGACGGUGGAUACACAGGCGCAGUUAUUACUUCCAGUACAGCCUCCGCCAGCGGUGGCGAACGAACAGGGAUGCGUGCGACCGGAACUGCUACAUUCGAGGCAAUCUUCAUCGCAGCAGGUAGUGGAUGCGGUCGGAAGUGGUGAGGCUGCUUUGGCAAGUGUUGGAAUGGUGCAACAUAGUUUGGAGAGUAUGGAUGGAGGAGGGAGUCAAGAUCGAAAGUCGAUACUACUUGAUGAGAGGCCGUUGAUUAAAGAUCCGACAAAGGGAGCUGUUUCAGCUUCCCAGCCGGUUAUUUCGCACAAUCCUUUGUCUCCUCACCCGUCGGUUACUGCACUACGAAGUAAGAAAUCAUCGUUACUUAUUGAUUCGUUACCGACUGGGCCGGCAGUUGUUGUUGAAGAGGACACAAGAGAGCAUGAGCUAGGAAGUGGGGUUGGCGGAAGCAGCGGAGCUGUCCCUGGCUAUGUUGGCUGUUCAUCACAAGUACACAACACAGCCGUCCAAAGCGAUGGGGAUCAUAUAAAUAGUACAGUAAGCGCUGCUAACGAGACGAUGCUGCUGGGACCCAGUGCUAUUCAUACAAGAGGUGUAGAUCACCAUUAUAUUGAGAGGACGAACGCAGGGAGAUUGGAGGAGGAGUCGCGUUCAAUAAUUGAGGAUACUGUAGACCAAGAAUCUACCCGACAGUCUAAGGAACCGUCGACAAAAGCCGAUUUCUUUGCUGCUAGGUUGGCAAGUGCUGUCGGCGAGAACGAAAUAAGCGAUUCGGAGGAGACUUUUGUCUAUGAAUCUACAGCUAACUCAACGAAAAAUAGCUAUGAGCCGAUUAGCAGUAACAUUGGUAUGAAACAACCCUCCUUAGGGAAGCCAUACGGCAUACCUGUGAAAAUGAGUACUCCUAUGUUGAACAAAAACAACAAAUUAUUGGAACGUCUUAAAACAACUCGACAUAGUUCGAUCGCAGCACUGCCAUCUGUAGUUGUAGAUCAGGUCGCAACACCUACUGGACCGCAGAUGGCCCAAAAUCAGAUGCAGUUAACAAUGGACGAUUUGCGAAGUCUCCACUCAAGCAGACAGCGAGCAGUUCCUGCACAACAACAUUCUCAAACUGGACAAUCAGAUAUGCAAUCUGUGAACUCAAUAACUACGAAUCAGUUACCAUCAAACACAGCGGGCAAGCGUUUAAGUCUGUUGUCCUUGGGGAAAGUUGCAUCCGAGGCACGCCAAAGCCGAAAUAUUUCCACACAUUCAGGUAUGCUGAGGUUAUCUCAUAACGGCGGGAAUGGUAGUACAUUCAAGCUUAAAAACACGCAUUUGUAUCCUCUACGCACGACAGCUUCGCGUAUCUUUGAUGCUAAUGGAGCCUCCUUGAGACGGUAUUCAGGCGUUCCAGAUGACAUUAACUUAGAAGACUAUGUGGAACAGGAGAACGGAGAACUCACACCAAACAAAUUCACAUAUAGGUCUUCAUCUGAGUCGGAUACGGAAGACGAUGACAAUGUAAUGGAUGAAGAUGAGGCACAUGACUAUGUGGAAGAAGACGAAGAUGACGUACAUUCUAUGUUCUACUAUCACGGCAAUUCUAACCACGCAAAUAACCCUCUCUCAAAUACUAAUGAUGCAAGCGCAGGAAAUGAUAUUAAUAACACUCCUAACCACCAUCCAAGCACCGAAAUUAGUAACGUUAACGAUAAUAACGGUAGCGUGCAUGGUGGAAUUACAAACAGCUCUAACGUCCGUGGAAAUGGCAAGAGCAACAAUUCUAUCAACCCGUCUUCGCAGCUUUCUUUAAGUCGCAAGUUCAGGUCGCAUUACGGUGCAGUUGGAAAGUUUACUCACCCUUCCCAGAAAUUGGGCUAUGACCAGAAUGAUCACGGUAUGAUGCCUACUGAUGAAUUAGAAGCACUAUAUUAUUUCAGGAACAAUACCACUAAUGAUAAUGAUAAUCACAACACUCAUAAUAAUACUCAUAAUAUUAAUCAUAAUAAUAGUAAUAACGCCAGUAACGACAACACCAGUAACAAUAACAACAACCGUGCUCGUAACAGCAGUGCCAAUAACGGUCAUCGGAUUAACAACAUUGACUACUACUACUUGCCCGAUGAGUAUUCGCCACUCAAGGCGAAGAAAAGAAGGGCUCAAUCAAUGUAUUCAAGCUACUACAACCCGCAUAACUUCUAUACGAGGCGAUCGAAUUGGAAUAAGUUCAAAAGUUUUGUAUACCUAACUUUUAUUGUUACAAGUUUAUUGGCUAUGGGCUUCAUAUCGGGAUUCUUGCUGGCUACCAAUAAGGAAUUGCAUAAUUUUCAAAUCAACAUGAUUAACAACAUUCUAGUAUCCACGGAUGAGUUAGUCUUCGAUAUAACCGCGAGUUCCUUCAAUCCAGGGGUGUUCACCGUAGGCGUUCAAAACGUUGAUCUAGAUAUAUUUGCUAAGACCUCUCAUUUAGGCGAUGAUGAGGAUACUAACUCUCCAGGCGACGCUCGUGGUUCUGCAUACCAAACACUACUAUUAGGGAGUGUAUAUUCACUAGAAAGCCCAUUGCGCUUCCAAGGGGGAUUUUUUAAAAGGGGACACUAUGUUGCAAAAUCUACCGUAAAAUUGUUGCACCCGGGAGCAACCGACAACGAUCGCGAUGACUCGGCACCUAUUGUCACUGACCCAAGCUUUGUCGUCGACGCCACAACUAUAGACCCAAAUGGAAAGAAAGCUGAAAAUGAUGCGGAAAAAUGGAAAGCCUUGAUAAGGUACGAAUUCGAAUUGAUCCUAAGAGGCAGCAUGAAAUAUAAGAUUCCAUUAUUCAAAAGCGAGAAGUCUGUAGUUGUCCAAGCACAAGUGAUGGUAGAUCCCAACCGUUCCGAAAUCACCACUUAA